Molecule: messenger RNA, 899 nt
Organism: Ostrinia nubilalis (European corn borer)
Lineage: Eukaryota; Metazoa; Arthropoda; Insecta; Lepidoptera; Crambidae
Product: trypsin, alkaline C-like
Exons: 4
Coding region: 67-837 (256 amino acids)
Biological process (GO): proteolysis
Molecular function (GO): serine-type endopeptidase activity
Source: RefSeq, a predicted model, not a curated record
AUUGUUAUUAAUAUAAAUACCCUGGUUAAAAUCUGAAUAAUUCAGUGUAGUGCCGUCAUAACAAAAAUGCGUACCUUCAUCGUUCUACUCUUGGGGCUUGCUGCUGUGUCAGCAUACCCCAAAAAUAUCCAAAGAAUCGUUGGUGGUUCCAUCACCAGCAUUAACCAAUACCCUGAGAUGGCGUCUUUGCUGUUCUCAUGGGGGACCACCGGCCACAGUCAGGCGUGCGGAGGCACCAUCCUCAACAACCGUGCCAUCCUCACCGCUGCCCACUGCACCAUUGGAGAUGCCCCUGCAAGAUGGCGCACCCGCGUAGGAUCUACCAACGCUAACAGCGGCGGCACUGAACUCGCCACCCAGACAAUCAUCAACCACCCGAAUUACAACGGAUGGACCGUAGACAAUGACGUCUCCAUUAUCCGAACCGCCCUUAACAUCCCCAUCGGCUCUAGCACCGUUCAGGCUGGCAGGAUCGCUGGUGCUAACUACAAUCUUGCUGACAACCAAAUCGUCUGGGCUACUGGAUGGGGUAGAACUUCUUCAGGAGGACCGGCGUCUGAACAGCUGCGCCACGUGCAGAUCUGGACCAUCAACCAGGCCAUUUGCAGACAGCGCUACGCUACUGUAGGCGACACCAUCACCGACAACAUGCUGUGCUCCGGCUGGCUGGACGUUGGCGGUCGCGACCAGUGCCAGGGCGACUCCGGUGGCCCGCUGUUCCACAACGGAGUAGUCGUCGGUGUCUGCUCCUGGGGCCGUGGCUGUGCCCAGGCUUUCUUCCCUGGUGUCAACGCCCGUGUAUCUCGAUUCACCAGCUGGAUUCAAAACAACGCUUAAAAUGCUUUUACUUCACGUUACGGAUGCUGAUGAUAAUACAUACUCGCUAAUUUCUAGAAUAA